AUGAUUAGUUUAGCUGAACAAGAUGAAACAAAUUUCUACAAAUUGGCUCUCAUUGCGUAUGAGAAUCUUCAGAAACAUGAAUCAUUUGAUUUAACAACUAUUUUCAAUGAAAGUGAAUUUGAACAUUGGACACUAGACUUAUCAAAAUCCGACGAUGAUCUACUCGUAAACAAUCAAUUCUUCUAUGAUGUGGCUGUUGUUCAUGUAACUCCUUCCAGUAUAAAAGUCAUGCCAUAUGAGCGGAUCCUAGGCAAUCGUGUACUACGUCAGCCGGAUUUUAGUGAUAUCAAUGAGUUUUGUUUGGUAUAUUUCAAACCAGAUAAAGACGAUGAAUAUAUCAAGACGAAUUUACAUUACGAAGUGGUAUUAAAAAGAGGCAUUCUUUUGUGUAAUAGACGUUAUUAUUUAUUUGGUGCAUCGAAUUCACAACUUCAACAACACAGUUAUUGGUUUAUUAGAGCCGAUUCGUACGAAGAAGUUGAUGAAAAACGAGCUAAAUUAGGUGACUUUAGUGGAAUUACUAAUGUUGGAAAAUAUAUAACACGUUUAGGUCUUUGGUUUAGUAAGACUAUGCCAAGUAAAAUCACACUCAAGUAUGCAGAAGACUUUGAUCAAAGCAUUCAAAAUAGUGAUUACUGUGUUACAAUGAUUGAUGAUAUUAAACGCAAUGACUAUUGCUUUACCGAUGGAAAUGGUUUUAUAUCAAAAGGUUUAGCUAAAGUUGUUGCAAAAAAUCUUGGUUACCCCACUGAAUAUUUAGAUCUUGAUAUCUAUCCAUCUGCUUAUCAAAUUCGAAUGGCUGGCUGUAAAGGUCUUGUAGUUGUUGAACCAAAAUCUACAUCGGAUUAA
This is a messenger RNA of Rotaria sp. Silwood1, 849 nucleotides long. Lineage: Eukaryota; Metazoa; Rotifera; Eurotatoria; Philodinida; Philodinidae. The record is from the annotation of a GenBank genome assembly.